CAAUCCAUCAAUUCCAUCAUCCAAAAGAUCUUCCUUUAAGCUUGCACCGCUGCUAAAUAAAAUGUGCACCUCAUCUACCGCUACUGUACCGCAGUUGACCACACACAGCCCAAGGUGAUGACCAAAUUGUAUCCACGAAUGGGCAUCACAAUCGACUCGACUCGACUCGACUCGACUCGACUCGACUCACUCGACUUCGACAGCAUCGGUGACGUGUUAGGGGUCAGUCCAGAGCACCCCCCAAGCGAAUGACACACCCAACCGCAACGAGGGUGCACCCAAUCAUGGUGCAGAGACGAUACAAAAGUACCUUCCCGCGGUCCAAGCCUCGAUGUCAUUAGCUUAGGUCGUCGAUCGUUUGCGACGCUGGGAAUCAAUCGAAUAGAAUCUAUCCAUCACUUGGGAAAUGAAGUGGAAUGCUAUUUUGUCGCAUCUCAACCGACACGCCAAUCAGUUACAAUCGUCUGUUGUGAAUGCUACAAUGCCGGUAGCACAAUCUUCUUUGACUUUUUUGGACGAAAAUCUUCCUGACUGGGCCAUUUCCGCCAUGAUGAUAGUAGAAUCCUUUUCCAAGGAUUUGCUGGAAGCGAUUGUGGCGAUGGACGGAGCACGAGUUUGGUCCUUGAUGGGCUUUUCCUCACACACGGAUUAUUGGCUCCUCCUGCUCUGUGGAGUUUUGACCGUGUUGGCCUUUUUGCAAAUGGCAAUUUUCUCGCGUCCUCCUCCUGUCCCUCUCAAGACAUUGCCUCGACGUCCCGCAUUGUCCAUUUUGUUCAAACCAGACGAUAUUUCUGCCACUGCCGGUGUUACAGGUACCACGGCAGCCUCUGCCACUGGAACAUCUCUUCCCAGUCGAGAAGCCACGGCUGUCUCUUCCAAACGAUCCCACCCAAACCGACACAACAGCAAUACAAACAGUCUCCGCCUGGAAACUGUGGAAAGUGAAGAUGAUAUCGAUGAAGUCCUUGUCGACGAUAGCAUUCAUUCCACGCGUUCCGGGAUAUCCACGGAGGCUUCGACGGUCGAAUCGCCUCUUAUGUUUGUACAAGAUCUCCCCGAUUCCUUUGCUCCUCUCUUGUCAUCUUCCCACACCGAAGUUAUUUUGCAACAGCUCACGGCAGAUCUUUUGCAUGCCGUCCAAGCAGAAGCCAGCGUCCGUGUCAGAGAAGGACGUCAUGAAAUCCCCUUGGACAAGGAUCAGAGUCGUCCUCAAUUUCAAAUGCAUCCCCCCAAGGGAGGAUGUCGCAUUUCCGCCGUGGCGGUGGUGGGAAGUGACAAUCUCACCUUGGAAGAAGAUCUAGAUGUCAGUCGCGAAACUACCUCACGAUCCCAACCCAUGGUGAAAAAGGCAGAACUCAACUUGGAUCCACCCAUGCCCUUGGCCAAUGUGGCACCCACUCUGAUUCACAUUCCCACUCUCUUUCAAGACAAGAAACUCCCAGUGUUGCGACGCAUUCAAAUUAUGCGCAUGUUUAUGGAUUUUGUCAUUUCCAUUUCAUCGUGGUUGGAAAAAAUGCUAUGGAUUGUCGAAAGCUUUUGUCAGAUCCAUCUGUCCAAUGUGCAAAUUACACCCACGUUCAAGGGCAGGGAACAGGACAAUUCUCCCGAAUGGCGCUUGACAUUGUCGUUCAGUGGACAUGUACUAUUGUUUGGAGUCAUUCCCAUUCCAUUCAUCAGUGUUGGGUUGCCUACCUUUAUCAUUCCUCAACCUCAUGCCUUGCUUUCCCAUUUAAUGUCGGCACAACCGUUGGCUUCGGCGGAACUGAAACGGGAAAACAUUGCCGAAAAGAAGAUUGCUCUUGCCGUCCUUAAUACAGCCGAGUCCUGGAAUGUCGACGUCAAAGUGGUGGGCACUCCUCCAGCACUUUGUUUGGAUGUGACCUUGCCGGGUGGAGUUGGAAUGGCCUUGGAGAUUUUAUAUGGACGUGACCCUCACGCUGGGCGGAGUCGAUCUGAUGCUGGUGCUUCUGUUGCCAUGGGCAGCCAAAAGGGAACCUUUUUGGGUAAACAACACAAGAGAAACACUUCUGUGGAUUCCAACGACUCGGGGUCAUCUUGGACGACUCUCGCCGAAAGUUUGCGCAGAGCUAGCACCACUACACAAGCCGCGACGCAGUAUGAUGCCAACGAGCAAGUUCCUUGGUCGUUGGACUUCUCUGCCAAAGGAACUGUCAGCAAGGAAAAGAUGACUGUCCAUGUUCGCAAACUAGUGCUGUUUCAUGACGACAAAACGCUGGAUAUCCCGCUUCAGAGUAAGGUCGGCACUCGAGGUAGUUUUGCAGUGUGGAAGGCUGAUCCCGCCACCCAGGACGUGUCGUUGGCCAAUGCCAUUCCUCUCAAGCGACGGGCCAAUUCCUUUACCUACCAUCCCGAGCUUACUUCUCCAGCUGAUUCCCCUUCGGUUGCAGCACUCCUUUUGUUUCCAGACGAUGCAGCCGAAUUUCAUCGUGACCUUCGCUUGCUGCAGUACGAUUACGCGUUUGAUGUUUCCGAUGAUACAAGGAUGGACGCCAUUACAGUGUCAGUGGGUGCAAGUCAUCCCAUGCUCAAGGGAGGUCACAUGAUCACCACCAUGUUGGAGGCCAUUUACGCCCAUGGAUCAAUUACGGCACGGGCCGGAGCAUUGUUUGACCCCUGCGAGUACAGGCGCAAACGGAACAUCCUGUUGCACCUUCCUGCUGUUGACUUCUCCUUUGGUAUCAACAAUAUCUUCAUCCCGCCUGAGAGCAUGAGCUACAGUGACGAUGGUCAAACAAAAUGUAUACCCGAAAUGGAUGGAGGACGAAUGACGGUCCGCGUGCUCGGCGGGAUGAAUGAAAAAGACAAGAGUCCUCUUUCGGGUGGCGACAGGGAGAUCGCGCCUGUCAAAGAGGGCAUCAAGGUUGUUGCAGAUUUUGGCAUUGGCUCCUUCACCAUGAGGAACGAGAGCAACGUCAAAGAAUUUCCUGAACUCGACAUUUUCGAAGGAACCAAACUCAGAAGCCUCAUCUCAGGCGCCGUGAGCGGUAGUGCUGGUGCGCACCUUCGUCCCCAGAAAAUGCCAACUGUUUGUUCGUCGACUGGACCAAACAUAUUCAACCCUCUCGAGGCGUACGAGGUUGAUUUUUCAGGAUCCAACUUGUCUCUGAAAUUGAAAGAGACCACCGCGUCCUUAGGGCACAGGCGUCUGAUAAUCCCCACUGAAACAUCGCUCUUAGUGAAGGUCGUGGAGAGCGUUGUUGACAUGUCCGCUGAGGGCCAAACAAAGUGUGAGAUUGGGUGGGACUUCCAAGGUCUGUCUCCUAUUCUCCAGGUCACCGAUAUUGGAGAUGUCCCGGAAAAAGCUGCACCCGAAAAGAGACAACAGGCGUCACUUCUGAUCCCACCACUUCGCCAAGGCCGUAUUGCUAUCAACGUGUCUGCUGUCGGUGGCAUCAGCAUCACCAAAGCUGCUACGUCUCGAGAUGACAGGGACGGACUCUAUGACUGGAAGUUCUUCAAUGCACUGGUUUCUCCCGAUUCCCAGUCUGCGGCAAGGAUCAUGGAUGUUCUGCACGACAAAAGGUCAAUGAACCGAAUUCUGGAGGUAUCUAGGCUUGUGAAUAAGGACAUCCAUAGGCUUAUGAGCUACGCGCUGACUCAAGUUUGGAGAGCCAAAGAAAUCUUUGAUCAAGAGGGCGUGUCCGACCCCAAGCAUGCGAUCCCUGCUUACAAUAUGGCCAGGAUUUUGUCAUUGUUUUUGGCUGGCGAUGAUGGCCAGGUUGAUGCAAUCUUGCCACUGGUACAAAAAACAGUGGCUGGUGAAGGACUUGACGUUGUGAAGGUGAAAGAACUGAUUCGACAACACGUUGAGUCUUACGAUGAAUGGGCUCCAGAAUUUGACAGGGCCGUGCGAAUGGCCAGCAUGUUUCUGGGUCCUGGAGCUGCGAACCCGCCAUACGUCGAACCAGAAUGUCCGCCCUUAUCCCAGGUCAACCACCAUUUGGCAAGGUUCUCCGACGUGCCUUCUGCGAAGCAACUUUACGAACAGAUCCACGACAAGACUCAUUUGCCCCUCGACCCACGCUUUUCGAAUUUUGUAAGCCGCAUUGCACCUUACCUGAGCUUCAGACAGGUUGAGUAUUUCCUCCAAGCGCGAGCCGCCAGAGACUGGCAACCACAGGACUUGCGGCGCAUUCGAUACGUCUAUUCUAUCAAGAGGAAGGUCCUUCAGAUCGCGGAGAGCUAUGGUGGGUUGUCUUUUUUGCCUCAGAGUUUUCUGGUUUCUGUCUUCCUUGGUGAAGCAACCCGUUCUAGCCUCCGUGUGACGAAGAGAGCGGGGGCACAGUCGCGGUCCAGGAAGGACCGAAGUUCGGCAGCCGUGUCGCUUGGCACGAAGGCCAGGAAGUCUCGAAGAGUGUCCACUCUGAUGAAACUCAGAAAGCAACGUGCCAAGUUGCAUGAUGGCAACGACGCACUGAAUGACGAGUCUUACAUCGGAACACCCGCUGGGCGACUGGCGGCCAUGGCGGCAAGAAAUCAUGCUUCGUCAGACGAAAACCCAACAGAGGUGCCAGACCUCCUCUUGGGCCAGCGCGCCACAGUGGCGGAACCAUAUGAGCUAGGAGACUCACUGCUAGGUCCACAUGACGUGGCGAUUCUUCUCCAGUGUGGUCUGACAUCUGCAAUGAAAUCUUCCACCGUUGUGCAACUGAACCAGCGCAUGUUGUUGGAUUUGAUGGCGAGCCAGCCAAGUAGUUUUGCAAGUGCCGUGUUGGCAGACAUUGGGACACCAGGAGGGCAGGGGUCGGCGCGAGCUUUGACCUCAGCACUGAUGGCACUACUCGAUCUUGACCAGAACUCUUUCAGACCUAUCCACCGUCUUGAUAUGCAUGCACUUCUCGAAGAGUGGCUUCCUGGUCUGAAGAUUCCGAAACGAGAGGACUACUUGGCUGGUGGGCGUUGGGCCCGACAGAGCUACUACGAGGCUGUUUAUGCAGUUGCGAGUAGUAUUCUAGAGGACGCCGAAUGCUACAUGGCGCUGAAGUCUUACGUCCAAAGAGAACGCCGACAGAAAGAGUCAGACCCACUCCCAAAGCCACGUGAAGAGCUGGACGAAGAGAACUCAGACCCCGAAAGAGACUCCAAAUUGAGAGAUUUGAUCGAGACAGCUAAGAACAAGAUAGCAGAAGCCGAUGCGGUAGGCAAGAAGGCCGCUAGACGUCUCAAAGAAGAUGAGUACUGGGCCAAACGAGAGUCAGAGUAUGAAACUGCGAUCAAGUUGUACAAAGAAUCAUUCGACGCCUGUGCCGAGGUGUUGUCAAUGGAUAAGCUUGCGUUCCAUGCAUCUUGGUUUGGCGAAUACUACAAGCGAAAUUACGACGCGCUCAUGAUUAAGUCAAUGUUUGACAAUGUGAUCGAGGAUGUUGACAACGUCCGAUACUGGUUGCAUGCCGUACGACGAGGUGCUCGCCGAAACAUGAAUGAGGAGGAUUACGAGAGGGACUUCUGGGGUAACAAGAUUGACAGAGAGAAGAUUUUCUUGGAACCCAAGCGAUACAAGGAACAGGAGAUUGUUGAUGCGAUCGUCGACACAAUGAUUUUCGAAGAAGAGGACAAGAUGAGGCUCAAGAAGGACCCUCUUGUGCGUCUGCUGAUUCCCAACCCUCCUGGAAAUUACAACGUUUCUGUCGUUACAGCAAUGGGCGUUAUCACUGAGGGCAAGAAAGGCCUUGAGUUGGUGGAUGCUCUGAAGCGGUUGAAAGAAAAACGAGGAGUCCACCACUUCCGCGCAGACACAGGUACCGCUCGCAGUUUCGAAUUCAACGCAAGCAAAAUUCAAGAGGCCAUUGAGAGCGCAGUUCGUCUUGGUCGACCGUACGGCUUGAUCGGAUACUCUCAGGGGUGCGCCAAUGCGCUUCUGGCCGAGUCCGAGCUUCUGGCAGGCUCUCCUUUGCAGCAGAAGUACUUGUCGGAUGAGAAGAGCGGACUUGUUUGUCGUCAGCUUUUGUUCUCCGCUGCCAAUGGUUCGAUGCACGGCCCCGCCUCAGACAAGAAGGUCCAGAAACUGAUCGUGAUGUGCGAAGAAUUCUUCAAGUAUCAGCAGGGAUACUCGAGUCGCGCUUUGGUAUCAACGGUCCUGGAGGUUUUGACCCAAGCGAUGGAUUCGUCUGCAUUCCAGAAGGUCAUUGGUGGGGCACAGUCGUUCUUGACAGAAGGUUGCCGGGCGUUCUGGCGCGAGUCGCAACAGCUUCCACAUGUUCCAACUUGUGUGUUGCGCGGUGUGAUGGAAGAGCAUACAACUCCGGAAUGUUUGGAAAUGAUCUCGCAUUUGUUGACGAAACAAAGUGGUUCAGCGCUGCACGAUUCCCAGGUUCAUGUGUACGAUGCCGUGGGUUAUCCUGUCUAUCACCAGAAUCGAAACGGUCGUUUGCUGAAGAAGAUUGCGAUUGGAGAUGGUGCCAUACAGCGCACGCAUCAUUGGAGCCCCCUCUCGGACGAAGUAGAGUGGGUUCGUACACCCAAGGAUAUUGAAGAUGCAUCCUUCGAUUGUGCCAAAGACAGACAUGUCUUCCCUUGGCUGGACGUGAACGUGAGAUUCGGCUUCAUCAAGUAUGCAACCGAAGAGGAGGACCCUAGAGACUGGGAAGAUGUCGCAGAGAGGUUGUCGUCUGGUGCACAUCCUUCCAGGCUGCUUCUUGGCUCAAAAUAGGCGAAGCAGCCUCUAGCUAGUAGUUUUCCGCACUCAUAAUCGAAAACGAAUCUGAUAACAUGUUUGCUGCUACCGGUACAUGUAUUUGCGUAAACUACAUGUAAGUGACCUGCAAGGCCACGGAUUCGAUUCUGUCUGAAAGGUUCAGCAUGGUCUUUGGGUUUAGGUGUUGUUCGU
This is a messenger RNA of Seminavis robusta, 6847 nucleotides long. Lineage: Eukaryota; Bacillariophyta; Bacillariophyceae; Naviculales; Naviculaceae. The record is from the annotation of a GenBank genome assembly.